UGUUGAUGCCCCACCACAACCACUAAUGGCCACCGGGAUACGUGUCUUAUUUAAUGAUUUCGAGGCCCCUGGCGGUCAUGGGGGGCGGUGAGCAGUGCCUGGGGUCAUGUUGCUUGUGUGGGCGGUGUGAGCGUGACCGGGGGCUUGGCAGGGAUGACUGGGGGCCUGGCAGGGGUGAUGGGGGGCUUGGCAAGGGUGGCAGGGGGGGCGAGGUACAGCCAAUACCCCCCGGCGUACAUCAAGCCGGUGUACAUGCCUUCAAAACUGCAGGAGAUGGAGGACAGCGAGAUGAAGGAGUUUGAGUACCGGCCGGUCCGAGCGGCCUACAACACCCACACCUCCUCAGUAUUCCAUGACCCGCUUGUCAGGAAAUUUACCAACCACAUCAUGAAAACGGGAAACAAACCUCUGGCCAGGGAACUUGUCGAGAAGGCGUUCCAGGAGGUCAAACGGAUACAGCUACAGAGACGAAACGAGGCACAAACGGAGGAGGAGAAGGCGGCCAUCUUGUGCGACCCCCUUCAGAUAUUUCACCAGGCUAUAGAAAACGGGCGCCCGGUACUCCAGUUGGUGCCCGUCAAGAGGGGGGGCGUCAAAUAUCAGGUGCCCGUGCCCAUCACCGAGCAUCGUUCUUACUUUGUCUCCAUGCGGUGGCUGAAGGAGGCUGGCCGGGAGAAGGAGAGGACCACACACUUUCCGGAGAAACUUGCAAGAGAACUGCUGGCCGCUGCUAGGAACGAGGGGCGCGUUGUGAAGAAGAAACAAGAUUUGCAUAGGCAGUGUGAGGCAAACAGAGCCUAUGCACACUACCGCUGGAGUUAGGAAGGUUAAAACACAUUCCUAACUUCAUGACAUAUUUUUAUUUUGCAGUUGUGAACAUAAUUCUAGUGACACACACACACACACACACACAGUUGCAAAGUAGUGAAUGUGGUAGUGCUCUCUCUCUCUCUCUCUCUCUCUCUCUCU
Portunus trituberculatus (swimming crab) is the source of this 969-nucleotide messenger RNA. It is a transcript of the gene mRpS7, whose product is annotated as 28S ribosomal protein S7, mitochondrial-like. Lineage: Eukaryota; Metazoa; Arthropoda; Malacostraca; Decapoda; Portunidae. Gene Ontology annotation, biological process: translation; ribosomal small subunit assembly. Gene Ontology annotation, cellular component: ribosome. Gene Ontology annotation, molecular function: mRNA binding; structural constituent of ribosome; rRNA binding. The record is from RefSeq and is a predicted model, not a curated record.